AUGUCUUCUACCAAAGUACUCGGAGUAUCUCAACCAAUCUCUCUGGCAGCUCCAAGUCAAAAGGAUAUUUCACUCGACAAGUCGCUGAAUGAAUAUCUCAAGACGCGCAAAUGUUUCGAAUCUAAAGAUGAAACCUUUCAACGUGUCAAAACUCUUUCGAAACUCAAUCUAUUGGUCAAGAAAUGGAUCAAAAGUCUCACAGAUGUACGGAUUCCAAAUGGAAGACAAGUGGAUGCAGGUGGAAAACUGAUGGCGUUUGGUUCUUAUCGUCUCGGAGUUCACAGCUCUGGAGCCGAUAUCGAUACAGUUAUCAUUGCUCCACGACACGUCACUCGCAUGGAUUUCUUCACUUCUUUCAAACAAAUUCUUAUGAAGGAUCCAAAUGUGAAGGAGUUGCAAGCAGUCGAGAAUGCCUUCGUGCCGAUUAUAACGAUGAGUUACUCUGGAAUCGAACUCGACGUGUUAUUCGCAAGACUCGAUCAGCCAACGAUCCCAGAGAAUAUCGAUUUAUCAGAUGACUCCCUUCUCGUGAAUUUGGAUGAAUCCAGUAUCAGAAGUUUGAAUGGAAUUCGAGUGGCUGAGCAGCUUUUGAAGCUUGUUCCAAAUCAAGAUACUUUCCGUCAAUCACUCAGAGCAAUCAAGUUAUGGGCGAAGAAUCAUGGAGUAUACUCGAAUGCAAUGGGUUUUUUCGGAGGCAUCACCUGGGCUAUUCUGGUUGCAAGGACGUGUCAAUUGUAUCCAAAUGCAGCUCCAUCGAAGAUAAUUCAAAAGGUUUUCUUCGUGUUUUCGACAUGGAAAUGGCCAUCUCCCGUUGUUCUGAAGCAGUUUGGUUGUGUGGAUUCAAAAUUGGCAAAUCUGAAUAAAUUGAUUUGGAAUCCGCGAAAAAAUGUAGCCGAUCGAUAUCAUCUGAUGCCAAUUCUGACUCCAGCGUUCCCGGAACAGAAUUCCACUCACAACGUCUCGAAAUCAACUCUCCAUAUAAUUCAAGAGGAAAUGAAGUCUGCAUUGGAGAUUUGUAAUCGGAUUCAAGAGGGAAAUGCCACGUGGAACGACCUGUUCGAAGAGAUCAAUUUCUUCAGUCGAUACAAACAUUUCGUCGCUUUGACAAUCAACGAGGACACCAAUAUUGGAUUCUUUGAAUCGAAAAUCCGCCAAUUGGUUCAGAUUAUGGAGAGGAACUGUCAAGUGAAAAUAGCUCACAUCAAUCCAAGAAAACUGAAGAACAAUCGAAAUGAAUCCACUUGGUUCCUGGGAUUGGAGUUUACGGAGAACGCAAAAAACUUGGAUUUGACGUCUGAAAUUGAAGGAUUCAAACGGAAUAUGGCAAGACAUCAGGCAAAAGGAAUAGUAGGUCAAAUACAGUUGGAUGCCACGUAUGUCAAAAGAAGUGACCUCAUCAAAUUCAUUUCUCUCGGAGAUUUGAAACGAGGACGAUUUGUGAACAAGACUGCUGUCAAUCGGAAACGUCCAGCUUCAUCUGGAGACUCGAGGGAGACUAAGAAGCCACGUGUCAUCGAUAUGUCUGCAGUGGAUUCAAUCUUGCUCAAGUUGAAACACAAUCAGUAA
Molecule: messenger RNA, 1566 nt
Organism: Caenorhabditis remanei
Lineage: Eukaryota; Metazoa; Nematoda; Chromadorea; Rhabditida; Rhabditidae
Exons: 1
Coding region: 1-1566 (521 amino acids)
Cellular component (GO): nucleus
Molecular function (GO): poly(A) RNA polymerase activity; RNA binding
Source: RefSeq, a predicted model, not a curated record